GUGAAAGCGCUUGAAAAGCUUCACAAAAAGCGCUGUAAUAGCUUCUUUAUUCAAUACGCCACCAAUUACCAUGGCAACCGACAUGGAAACAUUUUUCCAAUAAAUACGUAUUUAUGUUGAUAAAAAAACAAAGAAACAAAUACCUGCUGUGUAGGUAGGGUACUUGUAAUAAUAUGUCAAAAGCCAAGAAAAACGUCGUGUGGGAAGACCGGGAGGUGCUCUUCGAUUUACCUUUCAAUUACCUAAGACUGCGGCUGGGAGAGAAGGUGUUCGAGCGAAUAGAGCCCAUAGAAGACUCGAAGGGAAACAGCGGGAUGAAGGGCCGCCUCGUCGUCACCAGCUUGAGGGUCCUCUGGCAUUCGCUUUCCUCGCCUAGGAUCAAUUUGUCGAUCGGCCUCAACUGCUUCAUAUCAACGAGCACCAAGGUGGUGAACUCAGGCCUGCGAGGCGCCACUCAAGCGUUAUACAUUCUCGCAGGAUACAACACUAACCGAUAUGAGUUCGUCUUCACCAACCUAUCUCCCAACUGCGUCCGGCAUUACACUUCUGUUGUAGGAGUUCAUAAAGCAUAUGCAGCAUCACGAAUGUACCGCGAUUUAAAACUUAGGGGACCCUUUAUACAUAACAAGCAAUUACGCGUAUUGCCUCUUGAAAAGAUCUGUCUCAUGGAAAAUGGCAUUUGGAAUUUAUCAAGUGAAUCUGGUAAUCUAGGCACCAUGGUGGUAAGCAACGUGAGGAUCGUCUGGUAUGCAGACGUUAACGAUGCCUUCAACGUUUCUAUGCCGUAUAUUACUAUUGAAAGUAUUACAAUACGCAAUUCAAAAUUCGGUGACGCUCUGGUUAUUGUAAUACGAUCUGCUUGUGGUGGAUAUGUGCUAGGCUUCAGAGCUGACCCCCACGACAGGCUUGCUCCUUUGCUCAAAGAACUGCAGACUUUACACCAGGCGUAUACUGAGAAACCUGUGCUUGGAGUCGAGAUGGAUUGGGGGUGUGAGGUAUCAAGACCAACACAAGAUGAACUAGAAGAUCUGGAAGAAAUUGGAGAACCGAGAGGUGAAAUGGGGCCAAGUCUGUAUUUAGCUUCUCAGCAGUCCCAUAAUAAAGAAGAUACGGAUGUACAACCAGUCUAUAGCUCCUAUUUAGGGCUAGCUAUCGAGCCGUUGAAAGAAGGAUUCACGCUUAAAAGCCUAUUUGAAGUCCAGACCUCUACAAAUUAAAUUAAUUAAUUAU
This is a messenger RNA of Maniola jurtina (meadow brown), 1230 nucleotides long. It is a transcript of the gene BBS5, whose product is annotated as Bardet-Biedl syndrome 5 protein homolog. The transcript has 7 exons. Bases 174 to 1217 code for a protein of 347 amino acids. Gene Ontology annotation, cellular component: BBSome; ciliary basal body. Gene Ontology annotation, molecular function: phosphatidylinositol-3-phosphate binding. The record is from RefSeq and is a predicted model, not a curated record. Gene Ontology annotation, biological process: cilium assembly; intracellular transport. Lineage: Eukaryota; Metazoa; Arthropoda; Insecta; Lepidoptera; Nymphalidae.